Gopherus evgoodei (Goodes thornscrub tortoise) is the source of this 3493-nucleotide messenger RNA. RefSeq names its product porcupine O-acyltransferase (gene PORCN). Gene Ontology annotation, cellular component: membrane; endoplasmic reticulum. Gene Ontology annotation, molecular function: palmitoleoyltransferase activity; Wnt-protein binding. The transcript is spliced from 14 exons. The record is from RefSeq and is a predicted model, not a curated record. Bases 903 to 2273 code for a protein of 456 amino acids. Lineage: Eukaryota; Metazoa; Chordata; Testudines; Testudinidae. Gene Ontology annotation, biological process: protein palmitoylation; Wnt protein secretion; lipid modification.
CUCAGGGGUGGGGCCUUAAUCCAGCUGGUAGAGGGAUUGCCGCUAUUCCCCAGCAACCCUACCCCAGAGAUGGCUGCAUCUCAGCACCGGAUGAGCCAGCCCUGCGUUGUGUUAUGCGUAGCUGUUUCCCGGCUGCUCCUCAGUGCCAGGUGAGCCCUCCCCAUGCGGUGUUAUAUGCAGCUGUUCCCCAGCUGUCCCACCCCAGAGGUGGCUGCAUCUCAGAGCCAGGUGAGCCCUCCCCAUUUAGCGUUAUAUGCAGCUGUUCCCCAGCUGUCCCACUCCAGAGGUGGCUGCAUCUCAGAGCCAGGUGAGCCCUCCCCAUGUGACGUUAUAGACAGCUGUUCCCCAGCUGCCCCAAACCUUGUUUAAUGCUAGCUAAGGUCAGAUCAGUGCAAACCACAAGGGGCAGGUCUCCUGGGUUCCCUGACACCUUUCGCAGGGCGGGUCCUCCUUUCUCUGUGCUUCCCAACUUCAGAAAGGACAUAGGGCACUGUCCUGCCGCCCAGGGUUAAGGUGCCAAGUGACUGUGAGGUGCUCAGAUACUGUAGCAAUGGGGGACAGAGAAGUACCUAAAAUAUAGAUACCCCACCCCCCACAGCUCUAACCUACUAGCCACCACUCCCCUCCCAGAGCCAGGGAGAGAACCCAGGAGUCCUGGUCCCAGCGCUGGAGAUAGAGGGCAUCUAUUGGCUGUGUUGAUCGCCCGCCCCGUCCCAUCCCAUCCGGCUCCCGAUUGGCCGAGCCGAGCCGUCUCCCCUUCCCAUAGGAGGCUGCGCCGAUCCACCCGCCCCCAAAUUUAAAGGGGAUUAGCUCCCCCUCCCCCCGGGAGAGCCGGACCGCAGGACCGGCUGCGCGGGGACAGACGGACGUGGAGGGAGAGGCUCGCUGCAAAGGCCCCAGCAAUGGCCACUGUCACCCACCAGGAGUUCUACCAGCAGCUGCUGCAGGGCUGCAUAAUACCCACUGCCCAGCAGGGGCUGGAGCAGAUCUGGCUCCUGCUGCUCAUCUGCCUGGCAUGCCGGCUGCUCUGGAGGCUGCCUCUGCCCGGCUAUGCCAAGCACCUCAGCACAGUGGUCGGGGGGUUCUACGCCCUCCACCAGUUCUUCCAGCUGCAGAUGGUCUGGGUGGUGCUGCUCAGCCUGCUGUGCUACCUGGUUCUCUUCCUGUGCCGGCACUCGGCCCACCGUGGGGUCUUCCUCUCCAUCACCAUCCUCAUCUACCUCCUCAUGGGGGAGAUGCACAUGGUGGAUACCGUGACCUGGCAUAAAAUGAGAGGGGCCCAGAUGAUUGUGGCGAUGAAGGCCGUGUCCCUGGGCUUCGACCUGGACCGAGGGGAGCUCCCGGCUGUCCCCUCCCCCGUGGAGUUCAUGGGCUACAUCUACUUUGUGGGCACGGCCAUCUUCGGGCCCUGGAGCCGCUUCCGCAGCUACCUCCAGGCGGUGGAGAGCCGGGCCCUGAGCCUCCCCUGGCUGCGAAAGGUGUCCCGGAGCCUCCUCCUCUCCAUCAUCUGCCUCCUCGUCUCCACCUGCGUCGCCCCCUACCUGUUCUCGUACUUCAUCCCACUCUACGGCUACCGGCAGCUGGGGAAGAGGAAGCGCAAGGCCAGGUGGCUCCGGGCCUACGAAAGCGCCAUCUCCUUCCACUUCAGCAGCUACUUUGUGGGAUUCCUCUCCGAGGCCACGGCCACGCUAGCUGGAGCGGGAUUCACCGAGGAGAAGGACAACCUCAAAUGGGACCUGACAGUGUCCCGACCCUUGAAUGUUGAGCUGCCCCGAUCGAUGGUGGAAGUCGUCACCAGCUGGAACCUGCCCAUGUCCAGUUGGCUCAACUCCUAUGUCUUUAAGAACAGCUUGCAACUGGGGACUUUCUCCGCUGUCAUUGUCACGUACGCCGCCAGCGCCCUGCUGCAUGGACUCAGCUUCCACCUGGCUGCUGUGCUGCUUUCUCUGGGAUUCAUCACCUACGUGGAGCAUGUCCUCCGGAAGCGCCUCUCCGUCAUCUUUGACGCCUGUCUCCUCUCCAAGCGCUGCCCGCCCGGCUGUCCCCACCGCCAUAACACGAAUCUCUGGGUUCGGCUGCUGAACCUGCUUUUCGGCACUCUGGCUGUCUUCCACCUCGCCUACUUGGGCUCACUCUUCGACAUUGACGCUGAUGACAUUGUAGAGGAGCAGGGUUACAGCAUGUCCUACACCAUCUAUAAGUGGUCGGAGCUGAGCUGGGCCAGCCACUGGGUCACCUUCGGCUGUUGGGUCUUCUACCGCCUCAUCGGCUGAGCUGGACUGGGACACAGAGACACCAGGAUGUGGGGAGUGUCCUGGUGUGAUCUGACUGUACCUCCCCCAGCCCCUGCUAAGACCAUCGGACACAUCCUCAAGAGCUGGCGGGCUUCAGUUGGGGCAUCUGGCACCAGGGCAUGAGCAGGAGGGGAUGGGCAUCAGGGACUGUGGCCCCAUGGGGAAUCACAGUCCCUGUCCCCUGCUCACUGGCCAGCCAUUAACCUCUCCCUGCCUUGAAGUGAACUGGACGGCCAAGAACUGUACGAUGGAUCUGGAUCCCACUACUGCCACCGUCUUAUAGGUGCAGAGAGAGGGAACAGCCGCCAUAGAAGGUGACUCCUAUCUGUGCAUCUCCCCCGCUGAAACAACACGACCUGGUCCUCUCUAGGAACUGGAGGACUGAGAUCUCUAUAGUUGAUUCAGCCCCCCCACAGCUCCCCCUGUGUUGUUUGAAUGGAGAGAACAGACACCACAGAGAGCGACCUCUAUUCAUGCAUCCCCCCCACCUAUAUAACAUCUCCUGGUCCUCUCUAGGAACUGGAGGACCGAGAUUUCUAUGGUCAGUUUGGCUCCCACGCCUCCCACCAUGUUGUAGGAGCAGAGUGAGAGAACAAACACCAUGGAGAAUGACCACACACACUCCAUUCACCAUGCCCUGGUCCUCUCUAGGAACUGGAGGAUCGAGAUCUCUGUGGUUGAUUCCGAUCCCACUCUGUUGUCGCAGCAGAGAGAAAAGGGACACUGCCACCCAAGGAAGGACACACCCCGGCCCCCGCCCAGAACUCCUCCCCAUGCAGCAUCCCCUCUAGGACCUGCACGACCAAGAACUCUGUGAGUUUAUAUGGCCCAAGUUACAGCUGCUACCCCAUUCCCACCCCCAAACCUGCCAGGGGUGGGGGACAGGAAAGUACUGUACUUAGCUUAGAAAAAGGGAUUUUUUUAAACAGAAAACUCCCGAGUAUCGGAUUUGUUACCUGUAAAAUAAAUUUUAAAAACAAUGUAUGCGCAGAACCAUACUGCCUCCUGCUGGCUGGAUUGCUUAAUGAGCCAUUCAUGCUUUAAUAAUAAUGCGUCGUUAAUCAAUGGUGGGGCUUCUCAUUUCAAACUCAAGCCUUUUGCACCCAUUCAUGCUUCACAAUUAAUGACAUAAUGCAAAUUAUUAUUAUCACCAGGACCAGGUCCCCUGUUGCAAUGAGGGCUGCCCGGCCCCCCCAUAU